Cylindrotheca closterium is the source of this 537-nucleotide messenger RNA. The record is from the annotation of a GenBank genome assembly. Lineage: Eukaryota; Bacillariophyta; Bacillariophyceae; Bacillariales; Bacillariaceae.
AUGUCUCCAAAAUGCCCAAACAGACUGCUACCAAAGAUCCAAUGGAAGAAUCAGGAUAAAUAUGUUGACUAUGGGAAGAAGCUCAAUCUUAGUCAGAUUGGAGCAACUGUCCCAGCUACUGUCCCAGCUACUAUUCCAGCUAUAGUUCCUGGAGCUUCAGCAUCCACAAGUGGAGCAUCAAGUGUUGCGGGAAGCAUUAACACACCUUUGCAACUUGCUCAUACUACAGGUAAUCAAAUGAUGCAAGUUCCUUCUGGAAUGCAGCUCAUGCAGAUUCCAACUCAAGGUGGCAGCACUAUUACUGUCCCUUAUUCUAUGAAUGCUAACGGUGAGAUUGCGUUCAGUGGAAUGCAACUCAGCCGACAAGGCUUCAGUGGUGCUCAAGUGCGCCAAGGAUUCAAUGCAACUCAAGCUCAAACUCCGCAAGCUGUGAAAACUGGAUAUUUUGAUACGUCAAAUGUCUUUCACGAUGCGGUAUCAAGGGAAAGCAUGAGAAUGGCAAUGAUGUCUAUCUUAUUCCAUGUCCUGCUGGUAUGA